CCAGCAGACUCAGACACAGGAUCUCUGCCUCCGCGCCCCGUCCUGGUGAGCUGUUUGUGUUUGCUGUUCCUUUUGUUGUUCUGCUCUGGGGUUUCCUGUCCACCGAGGGAAGCUUUGUUCACACCCUGCCGCUGAGUGUGCUUCAUCCGGCAGCGCUUCCUCGGACUCUUUCCCGCGCCGGACGCAGAGCUUCGCAGAGAAAUCCGCUCUCUGGAUUAUUUCAUUUUAGCGAAGCGCCUCCCGGGAGAAGCAGCCAGCCGAACCAUGGAGCCCACCCCGGACUACGGGUACGAGGACUAUGUGGAGAGCGACAACGACACCAUGUGCGACUACUCCGAGUGGGAGCCCACCUACUCCCUCAUCCCCGUCCUCUACAUGCUCAUCUUCAUCCUGGGCCUCUCGGGCAACGGCGUGGUCAUCUUCACCGUCUGGAAGACCAAGUCCAAGCGGCGGGCGGCCGACGUGUACAUCGGGAACCUGGCGUUGGCGGACCUGACCUUCGUGGUGACCCUGCCGCUCUGGGCCGUCUACACGGCGCUGGGCUACCACUGGCCCUUCGGCUUGGCCCUGUGCAAGAUCAGCAGCUACGUGGUGCUGGUCAACAUGUACGCCAGCGUCUUCUGCCUCACCUGCCUGAGCUUCGACCGCUACCUGGCCAUCGUGCACUCGCUGUCCAGCGGGCAGCUGCGGUCCCGCAGCACCAUGAUGGCCUCGCUGGCCUCCAUCUGGGCGCUGUCCUGCGUGCUGGCGCUGCCCACCCUGCUGUUCCGCAACACGGUGCGGGACGAGUUCAACCGCACCACCUGCGCCAUGGACUUCAGGCUGGUCACGCCCAGCCGCCAGCAGGAUUGGCUGUGGAUCGCCGGGCUCAGCCUCUCCUCCUCCGUCCUGGGCUUCCUCCUGCCCUUCCUGGCCAUGACCGUCUGCUACUGCUUCAUCGGCUGCACCGUCACCCGCCACUUCAACACCCUGCGCAAGGAGGACCAGAAGAAGCGGCGGCUGCUCAAGAUCAUCACCACCCUGGUGGUGGUCUUCGCCAUCUGCUGGACGCCCUUCCACGUGCUGAAGAGCCUGGACGCCCUGACCUACCUGGACCUGGCGCCCAGCUCCUGCUCCAUGCUCAGCUUCCUGCUGCUGGUGCACCCCUACGCCACCUGCCUGGGCUACCUGAACAGCUGCCUCAACCCCUUCCUGUACGCCUUCUUCGACCUGCGCUUCCGCUCGCAGUGCCUCUGCCUGCUCAACCUGAAGAAGACCGCGCACGGUCACAUCACCUCCCUCGCCACCCAGAAGUCCGAGGCGCAGUCGGCGGGCGUCAAGGUGUGACGGACGGACACCACCCCCCCCCACCCCCGGCGGGAAUGAGGUCGGGAGGGGGAGGGUUGCUGGACGGACGGCUGACCCCCCCUCCACCCUGCCUCUCUUAACACCAUGUAAGUACAUUUAAAAGACUGGACACUGUUCCUGUAAAGUAGCCAGUUGCUUGUGCUUGGAGGAGCGUGUAAGGAGAAGAGGAGAGACAAUGGCGUGAAAUGCGAGGGGAAAAACGACGCUUUGUUUGCGGACUGAGUUUGCGCGGGUCCGGCGCCUGAUUGGCCGACGGCGCUGCCGGGUCGCCGGGCAAGAGGGUCUGGUGUCGCGCACGGACACGAAACCGUUUCCACGGAGACGAGGGCCUCGUCGGCUCGAGACCGGGGGGUGCGGGGACCCCAACGGUUUCUCCCUCACGCAGAUCGGAUUUCUGACGAGGGACGAAUCUGUUCCUGGAGUGAGACGGACUCACCAGCACUGCCGAGAGUGUGUGGGGGGUUUCUGAAGGGAGGGGGCUGCGGGAGGUGCUGGGGCGGGGGCGGGGGGGGAAUAAGAGAAAUGUACAGUAUUUUCAUACUUUUGUUUCUGUCUGCGGCUGCUUGGCCGCUCUAGCACUUGUGUAAAGACGAGAGAGGGAAUCCCAUUAGCGUAUUUAUCCUGACGACCGUGUGUGUGUGUGUGUGUCAGUCGGGGAGGGCGCUGCAGACGGGGGUGGGACGGGGCGAUUAAUUUUGAGGGGGGAGGCGUGAGCCCUGGGGGGGUGCAGAUAGGCAGAUGGUCGCUGAUAUGUCCGGACGGAAGGGGCGUUUCCUCACGUUUAAGAGGUGGCCCCUUGAAGUGGUGGGGCAGAUAAAUGAAUUUGUCUUUUCGUUUCAUUUCUUUGCAAACGGCUGUGACUGACCACUGCAUGACACCGUACUUUUGUGCAUAUUUGUUAUUUGCAAUAAAGUCAUUUUUUUAUGAAGAA
This is a messenger RNA of Anguilla anguilla (European eel), 2278 nucleotides long. RefSeq names its product apelin receptor A-like. Gene Ontology annotation, biological process: G protein-coupled receptor signaling pathway. The record is from RefSeq and is a predicted model, not a curated record. The transcript has a single exon. Lineage: Eukaryota; Metazoa; Chordata; Actinopteri; Anguilliformes; Anguillidae. Bases 265 to 1326 code for a protein of 353 amino acids. Gene Ontology annotation, molecular function: G protein-coupled receptor activity. Gene Ontology annotation, cellular component: membrane.